Carica papaya (papaya) is the source of this 731-nucleotide messenger RNA. RefSeq names its product Ribosomal L28 family (gene PRPL28). Gene Ontology annotation, biological process: translation. Gene Ontology annotation, molecular function: structural constituent of ribosome. The record is from RefSeq and is a predicted model, not a curated record. Gene Ontology annotation, cellular component: ribosome. NCBI's taxonomy places the organism in Eukaryota, Viridiplantae, Streptophyta, Magnoliopsida, Brassicales, Caricaceae.
CCUCAAAUUUGAUAUCGUUAUCCAACCACACACGCCCCUUCCCUUUUACUCACUCCUCGAAGCUAACCAGAUGGAAAUGGCAACGAUGGCGUCUCCAGCUAUGUUACUGGGAAACGCUUCCACCAAUCUCUGCUUCCGCAACUCGCACCUCUCUAAGAUUUCCAUUUCAAAGCCCAAGCUGCCUUCAGAAUUAGGGUUUCUUACUUCUCAACUCGGCGGCAUCAAACUUUCUAACCCCCUCCCUCAACUGCCCAAGCUCACCUAUGCUCCUUCCGCUCCCGCUUUCCAUCCCGUUGCCCGUCGAGUGUGUCCAUUCACGGGGAAGAAAGCAAACAAGGCAAACAAAGUAUCCUUCUCCAACCACAAGACAAAGAAAUUGCAGUUUGUGAAUCUACAGUACAAGAAGGUCUGGUGGGAAGCUGGUAACCGAUAUGUUAAACUACGUUUGUCAACUAAGGCAUUAAAGACCAUAGAGAAGAAUGGUCUGGAUGCUGUUGCUAAAAAGGCUGGUAUAGAUCUUCGCAAGGAAUGAAAAGCAGAUACUCCAGAUUUUUUUGCCUUCAUUUGUUAGUAAAGCUUGUCUAAUUACUACUUUUUUGGUUGAGUUUUAGUUUUAGUUUCUCUUCCAUUGUGAUAUUCUGCUCGGCUCAAGUGACCAACAUAAUUUGCAUGUCUUGGAAAGUUCUAUCAUCCUAUCACAAAACAGACUUAAUUGAAAAGUUGGAACCAAA